ACUGUCGCGGAAGUGAAUUUCGGCUUAACUGCGCCGACUGCGUUUCAUAAAUUGUGCUAUAUAUAAAUCUCAUGGAUAUUAUCGAAGACUCACCGCCUAUGAAUCGCGUUGGUUUCUGAUUUCUUACGCAAUAUUUUCUUUCGGCAAAUUUUGCUCUUUUGUAAGAUUAAAAAAGUAGACGGCAUUCAUACGCGCUUUUGUUAUUAGCUUUGUCUGAUUCUCACCUGCUAUUUCGGUGUGCACAUCGCAGUUUUAUGUUCCAAAUUCAAGGGAAUUCGUUUCAGUCCAAUUUUAUAGAAAGUAUAUGUACAUCCCGGUAGCUUUAUAUAUAUAUAUAUAUAUUGGGUUUUUUUUAAACAUGAAAUGUCAUGAUCAAUAUUUCCAUGACUUCUGCGCACCUGUUUAGGACAGGUUUGCGUCUGGCACAGGUUUGGAUAAGACGACAGAACGAUUCCUUUGUCGUGUCAGCCUGCUUGAUUUCAGAAUGACGUCACUUACAAACUUUGAACCUUCUGCGAAAAGAUUGAGGGUGGAGGCGCCGUCUUCAGCCUGUCCUUCCUCUCCUAACCAAGGUGCCACCUCGUGUGACCAGGCCACAGUUGGCCAAGUCCAAAAUCAAGAAAGAAGAGGGGGCGACUCAAAGAUGGAUCAUCAGCCAAAGAAUGGAACUAGCAGCUUGCGUGGAGUAAAAACAAAAACAUUAAAGCCCAAAAGCAACCUAAAUCAACAGUACAAAAAAACACUUGAUAUCUGGUUGACAAAGCCCCAAAAAACCCAGAGUACAACCCAAGUGUCCCAUGUACAAGAAGAGAAUCCACAAAACCAUCCAGAACUUAGUGCUGAAUCAGAUGAAGAAACUCAACCUUUGACAAUUGAAGAUGAUGAUAGUGUUUCUCCAGCUUUCAAAGUCAAUCCAGACACUGAUGGGAAGCAGAUUGUUGAUGACGGUCUGGAUGUAAAUAUUGGGGCGUCAAACAGCUUUGCCAAACGCAGUAUGAGAAUAACAGACUUCUUCUCAUCCGGAAUGAAUAAAGAUGCAGUGGAUAAAUCCCACAAAUCAGACGCGGACAUAGAAAUCACAUCAUCUGAGGAUGAUGAACGUGUCACAUGGCUUGGGACCCCAAUCGAUAAGCUGAGGAGAAUGCCGCAUUGUGGACGAGCACUUCCUCCGCUGGAGAAUAAUCCUGAUUCACACACAGUCAUGACGCGGACAGACCUUCCUGGAGACCUCACAGUUCCAUUUCCUGCCAAGUUUGUUGACACCUGGGAUGAUAUCAACGUCAAAAUGCCUUGUUCAUCUUCAAAUCUGUUUCCAGUGAGAGAUGAGGAAACUCAAGAAAUGCAGAACAAUAGCCGUUGGGACUUGAUCGCAGAGGCAUUGAAGGAGGACAUGAGACGUCCGCAAGACUUGAAGGCCGCAAUAUUAAAGUAUUCUGCGUCAAAAGCCAAGAAAUGGGACUUCACUGCAUUGAAUCGCUACUGCUGUCAGGUCCUGGAUCCGGAUGCUAUGCAACAGAUGUUUGACUCCCUGCUGCCAAACAUGGUGCAAUUAGCACUGAAAGCGCCGGAGCUCUGUACCAAGCCGAUCCCCCUCCUCAAAGAGGGCAUGAACCACUCCAUCACCAUGUCGCAGGAGCAGGUGGCCUGUCUGCUCGCCAACGCCUUCUACUGCACCUUCCCCCGCCGAAACUCCAGACUCUCUGCCAGCGAGUACUGCAACUACCCCGACAUCAACUUUUUCAGGCUCUUUGAGGGGUCCUCUGCCACAAAGACUGAGAAGCUCAAAACUCUCAUGUGCUAUUUCAAAAGUGUCACUGAGCAAAAGCCUACUGGUCUUUUGACAUUCACACGCAAAUGUUUGGAUGAACCUGUGGACUGGAAAAGUUCGGAGACUCUGCUGACAAGGCUCCAUAUUACAUGUGAGGGCACCAUUGAGGACGAUGGUCAUGGAAUGCUUCAGGUGGAUUUCGCCAAUCAGUUUGUGGGUGGAGGAGUGACCAGUUCAGGAUUAGUUCAAGAGGAAAUCCGUUUUCUGAUCAACCCUGAGCUGAUUGUGUCUCGCCUCUUCACUGAAGCUCUGGAUGAUAAUGAGUGUUUGAUCAUUACAGGCACGCAGCAAUACAGUAAAUACACCGGCUAUGCGGAGACAUACAAAUGGAAUGGCGCCUAUGACGACCCAACUCCAAGAGAUGGGUGGCAGCGACGCUGCACAGAGAUUGUGGCUAUGGACGCUCUGCCUUUCAGGAACUUUCUCGACCAGUUUCGUCCUGAUAAAGUCAUCCGUGAGCUCAACAAGGCAUUUUGUGGUUUUGCCCGUCCCAGGGAACCGCAGGAGCAUCUGUCUGCUAUUGCCACCGGGAACUGGGGCUGCGGUGUGUUUGGCGGAGACACUCGCCUAAAAGCUCUGAUCCAGCUGCUGGCAGCUGCUGAGGCGGGACGAGACGUGGUCUACUUCACCUUUGGUGACAGUCGCCUCAUGACAGAUGUCCACAGGAUGCACUCGCUCCUCACCGGGAAUAACAUCAGUGUUGGCAAGGUGUUCGACCUGUUGGAGCAGUAUUACGAGUGUGAGUGCCGGGGCUACCGCGGCCGCCGCCCUGACGUCAGCCUCUACUCCUUCAUCCACCACGAGGUCACAUCCUCACUGGCGCCUGAAGACUCGGACUGAGGCUGACGACUCGUCCCCGCAGGCCGCCAUUCAGGUCAGAUGGCCGAUGAGUCAUCGCACCUCUGGAAAUUAGUCUGGCCAUUUUGACAGGCUCACUGCAGCAGAGGGAGCAAAAAUGCUUUGGUGUUCAGAUCCUGAUUGUUUCUGCUGCCUUUUAUUGUGAUAUGCUGAUGGCUCAAGCCUCGACAGAAUAACGCUGAUUCACGUGGCUAUGCAAAGGUUGCCAUCCAUCUUAGGACUCUUGUCAUUUUGACUUUUUUACAGCCACAUGUUUCCACUCGUAAAGAAUUGGCUGUCAGGUUUCGGCUUGAAGGUAAACAUGUCAAAGGAGAACCCCCCUCCUGGAGAAUAACGGUUGAAGAACGUCCAGUUACAUUCUGGUCCAGCUGUAGCUGCUCGAUGAAAGGUUAUACACUUAAAAAGCACUUAGCUGAGUAUUUUUUAUCACGAUGCUUGACUGUUCUACCAUAUGUUGGUGUGUUAUUUUGUAAAACCUUUUACAGCAGUAAAAAAUUGGAGGUUUCUACACUUGACUGAACAUUAAUUCUAAAAUAAAAUUGAAAAUAAUAA
Molecule: messenger RNA, 3238 nt
Organism: Synchiropus splendidus (mandarinfish)
Lineage: Eukaryota; Metazoa; Chordata; Actinopteri; Syngnathiformes; Callionymidae
Product: poly(ADP-ribose) glycohydrolase
Exons: 17
Coding region: 485-2668 (727 amino acids)
Biological process (GO): nucleotide-sugar metabolic process; regulation of DNA repair; ATP generation from poly-ADP-D-ribose
Cellular component (GO): cytoplasm; nucleus
Molecular function (GO): poly(ADP-ribose) glycohydrolase activity
Source: RefSeq, a predicted model, not a curated record